AUGUUUGACCCCGGCGUUUUGGAUGUGCCGGCUGUAAUCUUUGACAAUGGGUCCGGGUUAUUCAAAGCAGGUAUCGCAGGUGACAGCAGCCCAAGGUCUGUCUUUACAGCAAUUGUUGGUCGCUCAAAAGUCAAAGCUACGAUGCUGGGAGCGGGACAGAAAGAAUGUUACAUUGGCGAAGAAGCUCAGUCCAAAAGAGGGAUCCUGUCUUUGAAUUAUCCAAUUGACCAUGGCAUAGUUACCUGCUGGGAUGAUAUGGAAAGGAUCUGGAGACACGUCUAUGACUAUGAGCUGAGAAUCAAAGCCAGCGAAAGGCCGGUGCUGCUGACUGAAGCCCCCCUCAACCCUCUGCAGAACCGGGAAAAAAUGACAGAGAUCAUGUUCGAAGGCUUCAUGGUGCCAGCUAUGUACGUUGCAGUCCAGGCAACUCUGGCACUCUACGCGUCGGCCCGUAUUACUGGAAUAGUCAUGGACAGCGGGGAUGGUGUUACCCACACUGUCCCCAUAUAUGAAGGAUACUGUUUAUCCCAUGCUGUCUCCAGGCUGGAUAUUGCUGGCCGGGAUAUCACCGAAUAUUUUAUGAAGCUUCUUUUGGAGAGUGGACACACUUUUGUUAGCACAGCUGAAAGGGAAAUUGUGAGAGAUAUCAAAGAGAAGUUGUGCUACGUAGCCUUAGACCCCGUCCAAGAAAUGAAAGCAAGGCCAGAAGAAAUCAUGAAAGAAUACAGAUUGCCUGACAGCAAUAUCAUCCAGAUAGGCAACCAGCUCUUUCGUGCACCAGAGACCCUUUUCGUGCCUGCAAACAUUGGAGUUGAAGCUCCCGGCGUGCACAAAAUGAUCUUCAACAGCAUCAUGAAGUGCGACAUCGACGUGCGCAGGAAUCUUUACGGCAACAUCCUGCUCUCGGGUGGGUCUACGCUCUUUCCUGGCCUGGAGGAACGGAUCCUGAAGGAGAUGAAGCUGCAAGUGCCCGCUGGCAUGUUUGUGAGGAUCAUCGCACCCCCUGAGAGAAAAUACUGCGUGUGGAUUGGGGCCUCCAUCCUCACCUGCCUGACGUCUUUCAAACAAAUGUGGGUCACCAUGAGCGAUUACAAGGAUUUUGGGGCAGCUGUCAUUCACCGAAAAUGCUUUUGAGGAGAACGUCAGACCAAGAGAAUGGCUUGGACGGCACCCAUCCUGCCCAGGAUGUCCGACUUGGCGGCAGCAGGGACCCGCGCGGUGAUUUUUGACAUCGGCUCUGGACAGUGCAAGGCUGGUCUGUCAGGGGAACAGGCGCCCCGUUCGGUUAUAUCUACUGUUGUGGGAUACCCCAAAUUCAAACUUGUCAUGUUUGGGGUGAGACAUAAAGACUGCUAUAUCGGGGAGGAAGCCCAGUCUAAAAGGGGCAUUUUGUCUUUCACUUACCCGAUGGAAAAUGGGGUAGUUACGUCCUGGGACGACAUGGAGAAGAUUUGGAGAUAUCUGUACGAACAAGAACUCAAAAUGAAACCGAGUGAGAGGCCAGCCCUGCUGACCGAGACCGCUCUCAAUCCUUUGUGGCAUCGAGAAAAAAUGGCUGAGACGAUGUUCGAAAGCUUCCAGGUGCCUGCCCUUUUCGUGACUCUGCAGGCGCUAACAGCCCUGUACGCCUCUGCCCGCACAACCGGACUGGUCCUGGACAGUGGCGAUGGUGUCACCGUCACGGUCCCCGUCUACAAAGGCUGUUACCUGCUACACGGCAUUACCAGACGGGAUUUUGCAGGCAAAGGUGUAACCAAAUACCUUGCUAGGCUCCUCUCGGAGGCAGGGCAGUCCUUCGUAAGCACGGCAGAGAGAGAAAUUGUCAGGGAUAUGAAGGAGAAGCUGUGCUAUGUUGCUUUAGAUCCUAGCCAAAAUAUGCAGGAAAAGCCUGAAAAACUUACGUGCGAGUACAUUCUCCCUGACGGAAGGCCUGUCAAGGUAGGAGACCAGCUAUUCCGAGCUCCUGAAACGCUUUUUGUGCCCGCAGAGGCAGAAAUCCCAGGGCCAGGGGUUGGGAGGAUGGUCCUCCAGAGCGUCGCCAAGUGUCGUGAGCAUAUCCAGCCCGACAUGCUAAGGAACGUGCUGCUAUCGGGCGGAUCGACUCUUUUCCGAGGUUUCAAGGAGAGGCUUCUGAAGGAGCUCCAGACAGGAAUUCCCAGCACAACUCCUGUCAAGAUCAUCUCACCACAAGAUCGGAUGCACUCUGUGUGGAUCGGUGCUUCCAUCCUUGCCAGCCUAAGAACGUUUAGGAAUAUGUGGGUUACCAGGGAAGACUAUGACGAGGUUGGACCAACAGUACUCCAGAGAAAAUGCUUUUGA
Messenger RNA from Haliaeetus leucocephalus (bald eagle), 2319 nucleotides. RefSeq lists its product as uncharacterized. The record is from RefSeq and is a predicted model, not a curated record. NCBI's taxonomy places the organism in Eukaryota, Metazoa, Chordata, Aves, Accipitriformes, Accipitridae. The transcript is spliced from 2 exons.